AUGACUCCUGGCUCUGGAAUGAAAGAAGAAAACAAUGUAGCUAAGCUCAUUUAUAAUAGCUUUGCUCAGUACCUAGUCAAGGAGAAAGGGUAUGAUAAGGAAUUGCUUACUGUUACCCCAGAGGAUUGGGAUUUCUGUUGCAAGGGUUUGGCAUUGGAUCUGGAAGAUGGGACCUUCAUUAAACUUGCGGAUAAUGGCACCGUGCUCAGGGCAAGCCGUGGCACUAAGAUGAUGACUCCAGAGGCCCUGGCAGAGGCAUAUGGCAAGAAGGAGUGGAAGCAUUUUGUGUCUGACACUGGUGUGCCUUGCCAUUCAGGAAAAUAUUACUUUUACGAUAAUUACUUUGACCUGCCAGGAGCUCUUCUGUGUGCCAGGGUGGUGGAUUCCUUAACAAAGCAGAACAGUGAUCAAAAAACAUUUGACUUUUGGAAGGAUAUAGUCGCUGGUAUACAACACAAUUUUAAAAUGUCAGCUUUUAAGGGUAAGUAACAAAGAGAGGCUUUC
Molecule: messenger RNA, 504 nt
Organism: Ictidomys tridecemlineatus (thirteen-lined ground squirrel)
Lineage: Eukaryota; Metazoa; Chordata; Mammalia; Rodentia; Sciuridae
Source: RefSeq, a predicted model, not a curated record